AUAAAAAGCCCCCUGGGCGCUCCGGGAGGCCGCUAGCGCCGCUUGCCGCCGGCCCAGCCGCGACCGCCCGCGACCCAGCUGGUGCCCCUGAAGUCAUCAUGAUGUGGUACCCACCAGCCACCCUCUCUCUGUUCCUGCUGCUGCUAGGCCAGCCCCCUCUCAAUAGGUUGCAGUCGCUGGGCGCUAAGAAGCUCCGGCUGGUGGGCCCAGGGAGCAGGCCGGAGGAAGGCCGCCUGGAGGUCCUCCACCAGGGCCAGUGGGGCACCGUGUGUGAUGACGACUUCGCUCUCCAGGAGGCCAUGGUAGCCUGCCGCCAGCUGGGAUUUGAGUCUGCCUUGACCUGGGCACACAGUGCCAAGUACGGCCAAGGGACGGGGCCCAUCUGGCUGGACAACGUACGCUGCCUGGGCACCGAGAGCACGCUCGACCAGUGCAAGUCUAAUGGCUGGGGAGUCAGUGAUUGCAGCCACUCGGAAGACGUUGGGGUGGUGUGCCACCCCCAGCGCCAGCGUGGCUUCCUCUCAGAGAGGGUCUCCAAUGCCCUGGGGCCCCAGGGCCGGAGGCUGGAGGAGGUGCGGCUCAAACCCAUCCUGGCCAGCGCCAAGCGCCACAUCCCAGUGAUCGAGGGUGCUGUGGAGGUGCGAUACGAGGGCCACUGGAGACAAGUGUGUGACCAGGGCUGGACCAUGAACAACAGCAGGGUGGUGUGUGGGAUGCUGGGCUUCCCCAGCCAAGUGCCUGUCAACAGCUACUACUACAGGAAAGUCUGGGAUGCGAAGAUGAAGGAUCCCAAGUCUAGGUUGAAGAGCCUGGCGAGUAAGAACUCCUUCUGGAUCCACCGGGUCAGCUGUCUGGGGACAGAGCCCCACCUGGCCAACUGCCAGGUGCAGGUGGCUCCAGGCCGUGGCAAACUCAGGCCAGCCUGCCCAGGCGGCAUGCACGCUGUCGUCAGCUGUGUGCCAGGGCCCCGCUUCUACUCCACAAAGGGGAAGCCCCAGCGCAAGGAGCCCCGGGCAGAGGAGCUGAAGCUGCGCCUGCGCUCUGGGGCCCAGGUGGGUGAGGGCCGGGUGGAAGUACUUGUGAACCGCCAGUGGGGCACCAUCUGUGACCACCGGUGGAACCUCAUCUCUGCCAGUGUUGUAUGUCGCCAGCUUGGCUUUGGCUCUGCACGCGAAGCCUUGUUUGGGGCCCAGCUGGGCCAAGGCCUGGGCCCCAUCCACCUGAGUGAGGUGCGCUGCAGGGGUCAUGAGCGGAGCCUCAGGGACUGCCUUGCCCUGGAAGGGCCCCAGAAUGGCUGUCAACACGAGAAUGAUGCUGCUGUCAGGUGCAACACACCGGAUAUGGGCUUCCAGAAUCAGGUCCGCUUGGCAGGUGGAAGAAGCCGCGAGGAGGGCAUAGUGGAAGUGCAAGUGGACAUGAAUGGGGUCCAACGCUGGGGGGCUGUGUGCAGUGACCACUGGGGGCUCAAUGAAGCCAUGGUGGUCUGUCGACAGCUCGGCCUGGGUUUUGCCAACUUUGCUAUCAAGGACACCUGGUACUGGCAGGGGACACCAGAGGCUGCAGAAGUGGUGAUGAGUGGAGUGCGCUGCUCAGGGACGGAGCUGGCCCUGCAGCAGUGUCAGAGGCAUGGGCCUGUGCACUGCUCCCAUGGCACGGGGCGCUUUUCAGCAGGAGUUUCCUGCACCAACAGCGCCCCAGACCUGGUGAUGAAUGCCCAGCUGGUGCAGGAGACAGCCUAUCUGGAGGACCGUCCCCUCAGCUUACUGUACUGCGCCCAUGAAGAGAAGUGCCUUUCCAGGUCUGCUGACCACAUGCACUGGCCCUACGGACAUCGCCGCCUGCUGCGCUUCUCCUCACAGAUCUACAACUUGGGCCGCGCUGACUUUCGUCCCAAGACUGGACGCCACAGCUGGAUUUGGCACCAGUGCCACAGGCACUACCACAGCAUCGAGGUCUUCACCCACUAUGACCUGCUCACUCUGAAUGGCUCCAAGGUGGCUGAGGGGCACAAGGCCAGCUUCUGUCUAGAAGACACAAACUGUCCCACAGGACUGCAGCGGCGCUAUGCAUGUGCCAACUUUGGGGAACAGGGAGUGACUGUGGGCUGCUGGGACACCUACCGGCAUGAUAUUGACUGCCAGUGGGUGGAUAUCACAGAUGUGGGCCCAGGGGACUAUAUCUUCCAGGUGGUUGUGAAUCCCAUGAAUGACGUGGCAGAGUCGGAUUUCUCCAACAACAUGAUGCGCUGCCGCUGCAAGUACGAUGGGCAGCGGGUCUGGCUGCACAACUGCCACACAGGAGAUUCAUACCGAGCCAAUGCAGAACUCUUCCUGGAGCAGGAGCGACUCAGGAACAACCUUAUCUGAAGCCAUGAGCGCACACUCCCAGCUGCUGCCCACACACCAGAUACCUCAACUUACUGGAGCCAUGCCCUGAGUCCUGACUCACAAGGGGCUGAUUCCGAAGGGCACCACGUACUCAGGAAGCCUUCUGAAGGCAAUCACCAAACCUAAUGAUACCGCUCCCUCAGGAGGGCUCGGGGCCUGUCCCUCGAGAGCCUGUGGCCUACGGAGUAUGGCCUUCAGGCUUCAGUCAGUUAAGCACCUGAAGAUCACCUAACCUUUCCUGAAACCUACUGCAGGGUCCCUGGACUCCAGAGCUCUCAGCUCCAUAGGGAUUUACUAUGGCACAGUCCCCCACCUAAGUGGGGCUUUACAAAUGUACCUAAAUACACAAGAAGUGGGACCAGUUCUCUGGCAGGGGCGUACUGCAAUGUAACUGUCAAAGCAUACAAAUGGCAAAAAGGCUGGUGAAAGCAGUGUGACCUUAUCUGUCCUCACUCAGCACUCCCCUUCAUAGUCCACUCCCUAGUGUUUCUACCUUUAUCCUGCCAUACAUUCGGGUGUUUCUAAAACUUGACAAAUCUAAGCCUCAGGAAUCCCAUCACUUCCUGAUGGAACACCACCACCAGCUACUGACUGUCUGAGAAGGGGCAAGUUUCAUAGGAGUGGUGAGAGAGGCCUUCCUGCAAAGCCGCAGAAGGCCUGAGGUGAGACAGAUCCUAGCUUGUAUCAAGGCCACUGCCAAGGACAGAAAUAUGUGUCAGACACCUGACAGGCAGUCUAGGCUCUCUUGGGAUCACCACACAUCUCAAGAUUGACCUAAAUUUCAACUCUCAAUCAAAUCAGCUUUGUACUGAAUACAUCUUUGUAAUGGAACGAGCAUCAAAGAAGCCACUCUAUGGGAACAUGAAGACAGGUUCUCCAGAGUGGCAAGAGACUGCAAACACCAGAAAGGGGAAGCUUUAAUUAAGGACUGCGUCUGGAGAGAGCAACCACCCCACUUGACGUGGCUGAACUAUGCUCUUGCUUAGGUGGUAUAAAGUCCCAGUCUUCUUCAACGUGAUACACAGAGAUGAUCCUUAUAAGCCUGCCACCUUAAUGUCAAUAAAAGGUUCUCAUUAUGGACUGCUGUAAGCCACGGCCAGCUGGGAUUAUGUGCAGUUCCGAGCACACCACCCUUUUUCCUCCCACUGGGGAUGAGGGUGCUUGGGACUCUGCAUUAUCCUUGUUCAUUUCUCUAAUCAGAUACUCACCUGCUGUCUGCUUUCGGUUUCCCUCCUACGCUCAGUGCUAACCACAAGCUGGAAACGUUAAGAAAUGGAAGGUGCAAGAAGGUAAAAAUCUCAGAAUUGUCAACUUCUGUAAGAGGCUGCCAACGUGAAAUGAAUGGUAGCAGAAAGCAGGACUCUGUCACC
Molecule: messenger RNA, 3757 nt
Organism: Octodon degus (degu)
Lineage: Eukaryota; Metazoa; Chordata; Mammalia; Rodentia; Octodontidae
Gene: Loxl4
Product: lysyl oxidase like 4
Exons: 15
Coding region: 99-2366 (755 amino acids)
Biological process (GO): peptidyl-lysine oxidation
Cellular component (GO): membrane
Molecular function (GO): copper ion binding; protein-lysine 6-oxidase activity
Source: RefSeq, a predicted model, not a curated record